UUUGUGUGUGUCUUUCAAGCUUGUGCACAUAUUUCCUAUAUUUUCUUGUUGCACCUGGAAAAAAAGGGGAUGUGAAAUAAAUACACAUACAUUUUUUCAACAUUGCAAAACAACAAAGCUAGAGGACAUCCUGUAUACUGACAGUACUGUAUAUAAUCAUAUCUGGAAUUGAAUUUUUAGACUCACUUGAAAUUGAAAGUAGCCUUUAUUUUUGAUCAAAAGCUGAGAGACAAGAUGUCAUUUACUUUCUGUUAGUAUAUUAUGAAGAAAACAUGCAUGAUUUUACUUCUGAUUAUGAAUUUGAGGUCGCUGAUGACAGUUAAGGUGACUAUUGCACUAAACUCUCAUUCAUAUCUAUUCCUGUCAGAGGUCUGUUUAGACACAAAUUUCGAUCCUGAACAGAUGCCAGUUUUCUCACAUUUUUCUCCAAAUAACCUUGACUGUAAAUAAAGAGGAGGGGCUGUGGAGUGUGGUCCCAGGUUUAUAAAGACCCUGUCAAAGCUAUGAAUGCCACUGCACCCGGUGAUUCAGGUUGUGGAGAACAAAAUGAAUGCCUUCCAGGUGAUCUCUCUGACUCUGCUGUCCGUCCUGGCAGCCAACGCUCAGGUCAUCAUGCCAGGAAGAUGCCCCAGGCCUGCUGUUCAGAAGAACUUCGAUGCUGCCAGGUAUCUUGGUACCUGGUAUGAUAUCCAGAGACUGCCUCACAGCUUCCAGAAGGGCGAGUGCAGCACUGCCACCUACAGCCUGAAGAGCCCUGGAGUGGUCGGUGUCCUCAACAGGGAGCUGCUUCCUGAUGGCAGCAUUAACACCAUCAGCGGCUCUGCCUGGGCUAAGGAUCCCUCUGAGCCCGCCAAGCUGCUGGUCUCCUUCUUUGAGAACUCCCCCCCCGCCCCCUACUGGGUGCUCUCCACAGACUACAACAGCUACUCCCUGGUCUACAGCUGCACUGACCUUGGGGUUUUCCAUGUGGACUUUGCUUGGAUCAUGAGCAGAGAGCCCACCCUCUCUGAGCAGACCCUCACAGAGCUGCGUGGUACCCUGUCCUCCAUCGGAGUCAGUGUGGACAAGCUGAUCAGCACCGUCCAGGACGAGGCCCACUGCAGCGCCAUGUCCCAGUAAACAGCCCGAGUACAGACCAACGACAGCUGUAGUGCUUGUGUUCACACUGUGAAUGUGUUCAAUCACAUUGCAUGCAAAAUCAAUGCAAUAAAACCAUCCAAACAUACCGCACAUGCA
Messenger RNA from Sphaeramia orbicularis (orbiculate cardinalfish), 1236 nucleotides. RefSeq names its product apolipoprotein D-like. The record is from RefSeq and is a predicted model, not a curated record. NCBI's taxonomy places the organism in Eukaryota, Metazoa, Chordata, Actinopteri, Kurtiformes, Apogonidae. Gene Ontology annotation, molecular function: lipid binding. The transcript is spliced from 5 exons. Gene Ontology annotation, biological process: tissue regeneration; lipid transport; lipid metabolic process. Gene Ontology annotation, cellular component: cytoplasm. The coding region runs from base 508 to 1119 and encodes 203 amino acids.